CGCAAUCCUGARGGAUGUGUCACCCACGCCUUUGGGCUAAUCUCCUAGUGUUUAUUCUUGCUGUCACAACACCUCCUUGUGUCCUCAUUCAAUCUGAGAAAUAGAUGCUCCCGGUGACAGCACAGAGACGGGCCAAGAGCAGAGCACAAGGAUGGCUCCAGGAUCCCACGCCGUGUGGGCAGCUCACGGUCCGGGCUCUGUCCUACGGCUGCCAGCUGGCGGGGGGAGCUCUGCCCGGSCCCGCGGGGCUGCCCGGGGCGCUCCUGGCCGCUUCCACCCAGCUCAGCGCCUGCCGCACCGCCCUGCGCCUGUUUGAUGACCUGGCCAUGCUCCGGCACAGCUGCAGUUACGGGCUGGGUCCCGAGGGCGAGGACGCGCUGGUGCGGGGGCUCUCGGUGCUCUGCAACGUGGCCAACCAGCUCUACUACCCCUGCGAGCACCUGGCGUGGGCGGCGGAUGUCGGCAUCGUCCGCGCCGGCUCCCAGAAGUGGUGGACGCGCAGCACGGCGCUGUGGGGCUGUGCCCUGCUCCUGGGCAUCCUGCGAUCCCUGAGAAUCUUGUUCCAGUUAAGAAGAAAACUGAGCCAGCACAAGUGCACUUCUUCACCUCAGAGCCAGCAGAAGUUGAGAGCCCAGGUGAAGGCUGAAGUUCUGAGCAUCCUCAUGGACACAGCAGAUCUCUCCAACGCAAUCCACUGGCUGCCUCCAGGGUUUCUCUGGGCAGGAAAGUUCCCUCCAUGGUUAGUAGGGCUGCUGGGAACCAUCUCCUCCCUGAUUGGAAUCUACCAGGCAUCAAGAGGAGGAAAUUCUGAAGCUGCUUAAGCCAUAACUGAGCUUCAGGAGCCCAGUUUUCACAUGGUGAAAGUGCCUUUAGUGAGGUAGGGUGUAUUUUAACUUUCCUGGGUYGAUGAUUGUCAUUCCAAAUAUCCCAUAAUUGGGACUGGAAUCAAGAUGCCUGUUGCAGAGGGGAUUGUUUGCAGCUGAUAAUUUUUAUCAUUCUUCAUCAGGGAAAUAAUUCAGGUGAAUUCCCUGAAAAUCAAGAAUCUCCUACAACUGGUAAAACUAAGGGGGAAAGAGUUGCUUCCAUCCUUCCUUCCUCUGUCCCAAAAAGAUAAAUGCAACCUUCCAGUGUUUUCUGUCACUUAAAAGAGCACAAAGUCAGUGUGAAUGGUCAUGGCUGUCACAGAGAACUGGUAAGGCACAAAUCCCGUGAGUUUAUACUCUGGGCUCGGCGCUUGGUGCUGCAUCUGAGCCAGGGCAGUGAGUCCUGGGAGCUCUCCAGGUGUUUUGGGAGAAUUUUGAUAUUCAGCUCAGAGCUGAUGGCCAGAGCUCAGCCAGGAGCGAGCAGGGAUGUUGUUUGUGACAGCUCUGUUUCCUUCGAGGCGAGGGGGGAAGGAAAUAGCAACUGGAAGCAGCAUGAACCUUCCUAACCUGCCUUACUCCUUUAAGGAAAAAUGUUAAAAGUUGAGACUUCCCACAGAGCUGAGGCUCCAGCUGUGCCUUUGUGGAGUGCCACCGGGUGGAGCUCUUCCACCAGGCUCCGGCAGCUGCCAACGGACCUUUUUUUUAAUUAAAAAAAAAAAAAAAAUCCGGAAAUUUAUAAAUCACCUUUCAAAGGAGCAAUCAAACCAAUAAACCAAUGCCGAGAUGGGGUUUGCAGUUACAGUUCCGGGCGUUGCCAAUAAUAAACGGCACAAAUGCUUCAAAGGUGGCCUUGGCCUUGAGUGAUCAUUCCUUCUGAUAGCAGGGAAAAGUUCUUUAUCGGGUUCUGGAAAGCUCCAAAGCAUUAGUGCUGUGUGAGCUGCAGCUCCACAUGUGUCACCAGCCUUCCUCCUGCCGAAAUAAUUCCCAGGCCCUGCCUGACUGCAGUGGAAAUGCAUCCUUUGCAAACAGUUCUGCUUAGUCUGCKUGUCCCUGCCCCCCAGCACGGCACAUGCUGCGCUUCCAGCAGGUUUGACCUUGGAUUUUUGUUGUUGUUUUUGGCCUGGACAUGAGGAACCGCGUCCUGCCUGUGUUCAAAGAGCAGAGCAAGGCCUGGAUAYUCUUUAUCCUUUGCCCUGUCCUUGGUGUUUAUCUGGACCUUCACCCUGCAGAGUGUCCCUGAGGAUGCCUUCCUGGCUGUGCUGGGAAUUUGCUGCCAGACUGACCGAUUUUGGUGCAACUCUGACUGUAGGCUGGGCUUAUCUGGAGGAGACUUGGUUUUUCUCUACUUUUCUCAGUCCUGUGCCUGAACAAGGGGGAGCACCCAGGUCCUGSUUAGAGGUAGCUCUGGCUGUUGCCUGGUUCUGUCACCCACUCUGAUGGCUCCUGUAGUUAGGGGUUUUUAACAAUAAAUCAGGUUUUUUUUUGUAUUCUUAACCCUGUUAAAUCACUCCUUCAGGACUCAUUGGACUUAGCACAGGACAAGGUGUAGCUCUACCAAUUUAAAAAACAAAACAAAAAACAAAAACAAAACAAAAAGCCCCGUACAAC
Malurus melanocephalus (red-backed fairy wren) is the source of this 2471-nucleotide messenger RNA. It is a transcript of the gene PEX11G, whose product is annotated as peroxisomal biogenesis factor 11 gamma. Gene Ontology annotation, biological process: peroxisome fission. The record is from RefSeq and is a predicted model, not a curated record. The transcript is spliced from 5 exons. Gene Ontology annotation, cellular component: peroxisomal membrane. Lineage: Eukaryota; Metazoa; Chordata; Aves; Passeriformes; Maluridae. Bases 105 to 821 code for a protein of 238 amino acids.